AUGCACGCCACAGACGAAGCUACAGUCAUCUCCGAGCUGGAACAGCCCUGGCAGCGAGAUCGAUUGGUAGAGGUCCACACCGGAAAAGGGAAGCCGGUGUUUGGCCUCCCAUUUCAGUCCGCCAUCUUCAAAUCUGUUCGCUAUGGUUCAGUCACCGUAGACAGACUCGGAUGCCAGGGUGAUGAACAUGUCUAUGAAUUUCAUGGCGGCCCAGACAAGGCAUUGUUACAGUAUUGCUCGCGCCAUUACGAUGCCUGGGUCAAAGAAGUACCCGGAAGUGAGCAUUUGUUCCGCGUUGAACCUGGUGGCUUGCGCAAUACUUGCAUCAGUGACAUUGUCCGAAUUGGUCGCGACGUGAUUGCCCAGGUGAGCUUGCCCCGACAGCCAUGCUACAAACUCAAUCAUCGGUUGCAGGAAAAGAACAUGUCGCGAUUCGCCCAGGAAAAGUUUCGAACGGGCUGGUUCUAUCGUAUCAUUCAGGAGGGCUCCAUACAAGCGGGCGACGAGAUUGAGUUCAUGACGCGCCCAAGCCCGGAAUGGACGGUAGCUCGCGACCAACAUUACCUCUACAUUGAAGGAGAGAACUACGAGAUGAUGAAGGAAUUGGCUGAAAUCAAGGAACUGGGCAGUGAAAUCCGCACCAUCUUUCAAAACCGGCUCAACAAGAUAUUUGAAGAUCAAGAAGCACGACUAUUGGGUGACGACUCCAUGGUUCUUGACACGUGGGCCGAUUAUCGACUUACAAAAAAACGAGAGGAAAUGCCUACGGUCGAGGUUCUUGUUUUCGAAGCAAUUCAGCCUAUCGAAUUCCCCGAGAGGGCUCUAUCGGGCGCACACGUGCGCUUAAAGUCAGGCGGUCGUCUCAUCAGAGUUUAUUCCGUAGUUGGAGGAAAUCGGAACAGAUUCACAGUAGGGGUGGCCCUGGACCGAGAUCAAACUCGAGGGGGCUCCCUCUACCUUCAUGAGACUAUCAGUAACUUAAAGGCGACCUUGUCACUAUUAGCAAAUUUGCCACGACUUUUCCUCUCGCGAGAGAAGUCGACCACCAUAUUCUUAUCGCCGGAGGUUAUUGGAAUCACUGGAUUGCUUGCAUCUGCAGGAGAUUUGCAACAAAGGAAAGUGCCCUACCAUCUACACUAUGUUGUCAGAUCCCCAGAAGAGGUGGCGUUCACGGCAUAUCUACAAACUGUGACCAAUGUGACUAUUUAUUCUAAGAAGCUCGGCAAAUCAUUUGACGUGUCCAAAGCGCUUCAGCUAGCCGACAGCAACACCCACAUCUACUGCUGUUCAGGGGAGAGAUUGAUGAAUGCCGUGCGGGAAACAGCAGAUCAACUCGGCCUGCCCGAAGAAAACGUUCAUUUCGAGUCAUUCCAAUGGACGUGGGAUCGGGAGAAAAGCCUUCUGGAUGCGCUUCGAUCUGCCGGUUUUGACAUCCCAUCUACCUGCGAGGCCGGCAAGUGCGGGACUUGCCGUGUUGGGGUUCGCAGUGGGCGAGCUGAACAUCGUGGUACCGGGCUACUUGAGAAUGAAAAGGAUACUUCGAUGCUUAGUUGUGUCUCACGAGGGGUCGGUCGGAUCGUGCUUGAUCUUUAG
Molecule: messenger RNA, 1593 nt
Organism: Penicillium maclennaniae
Lineage: Eukaryota; Fungi; Ascomycota; Eurotiomycetes; Eurotiales; Aspergillaceae
Exons: 3
Coding region: 1-1593 (530 amino acids)
Molecular function (GO): 2 iron, 2 sulfur cluster binding; pyridoxal phosphate binding; molybdenum ion binding
Source: RefSeq, a predicted model, not a curated record